Messenger RNA from Recurvomyces mirabilis, 330 nucleotides. RefSeq lists its product as uncharacterized. The transcript has 3 exons. The record is from RefSeq and is a predicted model, not a curated record. NCBI's taxonomy places the organism in Eukaryota, Fungi, Ascomycota, Dothideomycetes, Mycosphaerellales, Teratosphaeriaceae. Gene Ontology annotation, molecular function: single-stranded DNA binding; damaged DNA binding. The coding region runs from base 1 to 330 and encodes 109 amino acids. Gene Ontology annotation, cellular component: nucleus; site of double-strand break; DNA replication factor A complex. Gene Ontology annotation, biological process: mismatch repair; nucleotide-excision repair; base-excision repair.
AUGACUGAAUCAACGCCCCGUGUCAACGCACCAUAUCUCGAGCAGUUCUCUCAUCAGACCGUACGCAUCCUUGGCAAGGUCAGGCAGCUCCGUGGCGAGCAGGCCACUAUCGAUGCUGGAGGACAGAUACAAGUGCAUUUGAACAGAGAUGCACACCUCCAGCUCAAUCAUGCUGUUGAGAUCAUCGGGAAAGUGCAGAAUGAUCUGAGCGUCAAGGUCAUGGCAAGUACAGAUAUGGGACCGGAGGGCAAUAUUGACUUCAACGCAGUGGAUGCCGUUGUCGAUGCAACCCACCGCUACAAUCAGAUCUUCUACGAAAAGGAGCAAUGA